AACUUGAUGUAGAAAACUGAAAAGAGAAAGAGACCGACACUUUUCAUGUCAUUUUCAAAUACACCCUGGAACUACCUUUUAAUCAGAUAACUCACUGUUUCAGGGCUAGAACACUACUUUUGAUGUUCGUCUGUAAUUUCUACUUGCAUUAUGUGCUGAUGAUGUGACUAUAAGUGCCUUACAUAUAAAAUUCUGCAACACAACGUCAGAGCUCUGGUGUAGCUCUCAUGUCCUCACUCUCUCUCUGAAAUAGUGUUCCUGGACCUGAUUCCACUGUUUAAUGUUGCUGUAAAAUAAACCUGAGUAUGAGGGCAUCAGUGGUGUUUGUAGUUGUUUUGCCACGUUUGUCUCAAGUAUUGACUGUCAACAUAAAUCAGUUUUAUUGAGUCUAACACAGUGAAAUUGCGUGCGAGUAAAGGAAGAGGUGGGGAAGGAUAAAGUGAUAAAAAAGGGUGAGGACAAUUACAGUUACUACCGAUUAAAACAAGAGGUUCGUGCAAGACAGGAGCAGAGGUGAGAAAUAAAGGAGAGGAGAGGGAUAAAUGAAACAGGAGAAUGGGAGUGAAGCUCACCUAUCACCUAAACUCCAAAGAACACAGAUACAUCUCAGAGCGUGUUGCUGACAUCAUGGAGAACUUGGCUCCUCUCUAUCGACGUCACUACAGCUCAAAUCUCCUGACCCACAUGAGGAACAAACAUGUGGAGCCCACUGAACCCCGUCCUCUGAUCCAGCAUCUUGAUGUUGUUGAGCAUACCGGGAUUGUGUUGGAGGGGACUUUGCCUCAGUGCCUCAGUGGGAUCUGGACACAUCGCCACCUACAGGUUACCAGCAGUUUUACAGUUGAAAGCCGUAAUGCCAAAGAGAUAUUUGAGUGUGGGUGGGGGUGUAACACAGAGCUGGUUAUGUCUGGCUGUCAGAUCUGCACCUCCAUACAAGAACACCGUGAGUUAGUGGACGACAUGUGCAGACACAUCGCAGGUAAAUCAGGUGGUAAACUGGCGUGUUGGGAUUGCCCCACAGCGUUCCCUGUCUUCAUACAGCACCCUUACAGUGCCCCAGUGUGUCUGGCCACUGCAUCACACAAGGAGCAGACACGGUGGGCCAACAUACUACGAGCUGCAACACAACAUCAGAGCUCAGCACUCUGGUGUGAAGAUUCACCAGAAUCCAGGGCCUUUUUAGAUGCCGUGUCUUUUUUGAAGAGGCUCAGAGAAAGCUGUCAAACAGAGGUACAUCCAAUGGGCAAUGAGAUAGAGGUGUUGAUGAGCAUUCUCAUGGAGGAAGUGAUGUCCUACCUCAAAGAGCAUGUAUUCCCUAGGAUUAUUGUACAUCACAGAAGGAAGAAGCAAGCUUGGAUCAAACUGCUGUCUGAGGUCUACGAGACAGCAAAACAGCAGGUAAAAGCUGCGAUGUCAGCUCUGAAGGAGGAGCUGUCACUUCAUCGUGCUGAUGUAGAGAAACAGAUCUCCGCAGGACUGCAGCAGGCCAGUCUGCUGCAUGACCACAUCACUCACACAAUCACAGAUGACACAUGCGAGCUGAUGUUACAGUGUCUCCUACACACGAUCGUCCCGAGACUCGACCGUACUCUGCAGGAAGUGGCCAUGCCCAUCUAUGAUGGGUUUGCAUCUACCUGGCGAUACUUCCUGGAGACGUGUGAUGAUAUCAUAGACCUGGGAUCGAUGAGCAUAUCAGUUAAAGAUAUAAAAAAAGAGGUGCUGAUGCCUCUUAGUGGCCUCGGGCCAGAAGAUGGCAGGCUGUGGCAGUGCCUGGACAGGCUGGAGCUGAGCUCAGAGGGUCGUGCAUGGCUCCAGGAAACGUGGGGAGUCCACAGUGAAACAUGGAGGCCUUUGAUACUCAAAGCUCAGAACGCUCUCUACAAAGUGGUUGAUUUGUGUGCAGUGAUGUUCUGGAGGUUGGUCUCUCGAUAUACAUGUUACUCUUUUGACUCAACUCAGCUCAUGGUGGUGCUUUGCAAGGUCAAAGACAAAGUAGUCAAGCACCUGGAUGAAGAGCUGUUGACUCUUCGAUCUCAAUUGAUUCUUGACAUGAUCCUGCAGAUAACACUGCCGACAUUUAUGCACAGUGUGGGUAGACAGGAUUUGUCUCGUUAUGAUGCCAUGGUGAAGUCAGAACACGCCCUCUUCAUCCACCCUGUCACCAUCUUCCACUCCAUCCUGAGAGACAGCCUGACCUCUUAUAUCCAGUCAGUGAUGAGGUACUCCCUGCCACAGCAGUUUGUGCCUCUCCCUGUCAGUCCCAUUAAUCCCUGCAGCUCCCCCUCUGGUUUCCCUGAAUCAGCGUAUGAGCUGCUGCCUCCUGGUGACUGCUGGGAGAACUUCUGCCAAACCUCUGCUGGCAGCUCUGAAACACUCACACCAAGCACCGUGUCUGAGCGGGAUGACACCUUGACCAACUUGGAAAAUUCUGGAAACCAUGGAUUGUCACUGCAUGAUGCAGGAGAGUAUGUCCAUCUCACGCAACAGACUGGAGUACAGGCUCACAACCCUCACUGAGGACACCACCAUGCCAUCAUCUGAAUUUAUUUUAUUAGCCUUUUUCACACCAAAGAUCCAAUGUAAAUAGGAAAAAAACUAAGUGUCAACUAGCUAUAUUAAUGAAACUGGUUUAGUGUGAUCCAGAGGUAUUUUAACCAUAAAAUGCUUAUUUAUUCAAAUCACAAAUUUCAAAGAAAAAAAAACGAUCACAACCAAACAUAAACCACAUAACCUAACUGUACCUCUUCUAUGUUAUUUUAUAGUUUGUGGCUGGCAUUUUUCACUAUUUUAUGAUAUUUUAAAGACUACAUAAGAAAAAUAAUGGCAAUAAUAUUUAGCAGCUGCUCUGUAGUAUACUGGCUCAUGAGAGCCUACAGUCCAGUAGCCAUACUGCUUGCACACUUGUGCAAAUAGUCAUUGUUUUGCUUGGCAAGGCUUUUCUUUUCAACAUAUUUUUGAAAUAAACAAUAACACUACAAUGAAGUGGUAUCCAACCGACUCCUCAGGACAUGCUCAUCCUCAGGAGUCACAAGAUAAUUAAAAGGAUAGGAAUGAGAAAAAAAUCAGUUUCACUUGUUCUUCUUGAUCUUUUUCGUUAAAUACUAUGAUCACCUUUUCAAGAAAAAAAAUCUGUCUCUGUUUGAAGUUCUUGUCAUGAGGGGCACAAGUAAGUCAAGCAGACUGGGCUGAAAGGUUGACGGUGAGAAUCGCCAGUUUCUUUGUUUCUGAACUUCAUUAUUAUCCUCCAGAAGUGUAACAGGCUUGCAGUACACUGAACUCACUGAACACGCCCAGGGCUUUCUAUCCGCUUCCUAUAGACUACAGCUGGAUCUAUUCUUAAAGGGGAGGAC
This is a messenger RNA of Lates calcarifer (barramundi perch), 3350 nucleotides long. Its product is annotated as protein Niban 1. The transcript has 14 exons. The record is from RefSeq and is a predicted model, not a curated record. Lineage: Eukaryota; Metazoa; Chordata; Actinopteri; Centropomidae. Bases 556 to 2517 code for a protein of 653 amino acids.